GCGGGGGUUCACCGGGUCCGGACCAGGAGCAGAACCAGACCCAGAUCCAGUGCAGCGGGCGGGUAUUCACUGGGACCAGACUCGAACCGGACCAAACCCGGAGUAGGAUCAGGACCCCGUGGUGUGUGUAGUUGCCGCCGCCGCGGGAGCCGGGACGAUGGGGGCGGUGAUGGGGACGUUGUCCCUACCGACCAGACAGAGAAGACAUUCCCGAGACAAAGUAGAAGAUGAGCUGGAAAUGGCCACAGUCUGCCAUCGGCCCGAAGGUCUAGGACAGUUGCAGGCACAGACCAACUUCACCAGGAGAGAGAUCCAGGUGCUGUACAGGGGAUUCAAGAACGAAUGUCCCAGUGGUGUUGUUAAUGAGGACACUUUCAAACAAAUCUACUCUCAGUUCUUCCCACACGGAGAUGCCAGUAUGUACGCCCACUACCUAUUCAAUGCAUUCGACAGUGCACACAAUGGAUCCAUCAAAUUCGAGGACUUUGUGAUGGCUCUUUCAGUGUUGCUGAGAGGAACCGUUCAUGAGAAGCUGACAUGGACAUUUAACCUCUAUGACAUUAAUAAGGAUGGAUUCAUCAAUAAAGAGGAGAUGACAGACAUUGUGAGGGCCAUCUACGACAUGAUGGGAAAGUACACCUACCCAGUGCUGAAGGAUGAUGCUCCCAGGCAUCACGUGGACGUCUUCUUUCAGAAAAUGGACCAAAACAAAGAUGGUGUGGUGACUCUGGAUGAGUUUAUAGAAUCCUGCCUACAGGAUGAAAACAUCAUGAGAUCCCUGCAGCUCUUUGAAAAUGUCAUGUAACCACUCAGAUGCAGCAGAAGUGCUAU
Pristis pectinata (smalltooth sawfish) is the source of this 831-nucleotide messenger RNA. Its product is annotated as Kv channel-interacting protein 1-like. The record is from RefSeq and is a predicted model, not a curated record. Gene Ontology annotation, molecular function: potassium channel regulator activity; transmembrane transporter binding; calcium ion binding. Lineage: Eukaryota; Metazoa; Chordata; Chondrichthyes; Rhinopristiformes; Pristidae. Bases 158 to 805 code for a protein of 215 amino acids. The transcript is spliced from 8 exons. Gene Ontology annotation, cellular component: voltage-gated potassium channel complex. Gene Ontology annotation, biological process: regulation of potassium ion transmembrane transport.